GAGAUCCUCAAGUCAGAGCAGAGGUGGCUGGCGGGCCCACCGAUUCCUUCCUAUUGCCUGCGUUUUCGGACGGGACUCACAGCUGCUCUGAAGGGCUUAGUCCGGGACACUAGGGUGCCACGCACGCGCUGAUGCCCCGAGUGCUCGCAGGCCUUCCACUAAUCAUGCCACAGUCGCCCGCAGCUGCCUUGGCUCUGCCCCUGCUGCUGCUGCUGGUGGUGGUGGUGGUGCGGCCGCCCCCACAGACUGGCGCGCGGCCGUCCCCGGGCCCCGAUUAUCUGAGGCGCGGGUGGCUGCGCCUGCUGGCGGAGGGUGAGGGCUGUGCUCCCUGCCGGCCAGAAGAGUGCGCCACGCCGCGGGGCUGCCUGGCCGGCCAGGUGCACGACGCAUGCGGCUGCUGUUGGGAAUGUGCCAACCUCGAGGGCCAGCUCUGCGACCUGGACCCCAGCGCCCACUUCUACGGAAGCUGCGGUGAGCAGCUUGAGUGCCGGUUGGACACAGGCGGCGACCUGAGCCGCGGAGAGGUGCCCGAGCCGCUGUGUGCCUGCCGCUCGCAGCGCCCGCUCUGUGGUUCCGACGGCCGCACCUACGCGCAGAUCUGCCGCCUGCAGGAGGCGGCCCGCGCUCGGCCGGAAGCCAACCUCACCGUGGCGCACCCAGGGCCCUGUGAAUCGGGGCCCCAGAUUGUGUCGCGCCCAUAUGACAUUUGGAAUGUGACUGGGCAGGAUGUGAUCUUUGGCUGUGAGGUGUUUGCCUACCCCAUGGCCUCCAUUGAGUGGAGAAAAGACGGCUUGGACAUUCAGCUGCCGGGGGAUGACCCCCACAUCUCUGUGCAGUUUAGGGGCGGACCCCAGAGGUUUGAGGUGACAGGCUGGCUGCAGAUCCAGGCUGUGCGUCCCAGCGAUGAGGGCACCUACCGCUGCCUGGCCCGCAAUGCCCUAGGCCAGGUUGAGGCCCCAGCUAGCCUGACAGUGCUCACACCAGACCAGCUGAACUCCACAGGCAUCCCCCAGCUGUCAUCCCUGCACCUGCUUCCUGAGGAAGAGGCUGAGAGUGAAGAGGGCGAGGAUUACUACUAGGUCCAGAGGCCUGGCCCAUGGGGGGUGGGUGAGUGGGCAUAGUUUUCAUCCCUUCUCUCAAAAAGAUCUGGAAAGGGGGAGCACGGCCCCUGCAUAGAUUGCUUUAAUGCUCUUAGUAGAGGAGAUGUUGCAGUGUUGGGAGGGACAAAAUUUGAAGGUGGGUAAGGAGAGAGGCAGAGACUAGAGAAGGUGGGACGCGGAGGAGCCCUUGCAGGAGAUGCUCUGGCCAGGACAGUCUCCUGUGUGGACCAACCAGGUGGAAGGCAACAGUUACCUGCCUGGUCUCUGCCUCCCCCAGGCAGAGUGGGUGGUGGGUGGGGAGGAGCAGAGCUACACAAAGGAGUGCAGUCACCAGGAUCCUCCAUUUCUUUCCUGCAGCCCUCCCUCCAGCCCUACUUAGCCAGUCUUCUGACUGCCCUCCUGCAUGGCUCCUGCUGUUAGUUAUUUCCCAAAUCCCCAAUGUUUUUUUUGUUUUUGUUUUUUUUUUUUGGACUAUACCUGUGGCAUGUGGAAGUUCCCCAGCCACCCAAGCCACUGCAGUGACAAUGCCAGAUUCUUGACCCACUGCACCAUAAGGGAAUUCCCCCUAGUCCCCAAUUUUUGCCUAAUCCCAGUUUAUCCUUCUUCAAAACUCACCUUCUAGAAAGGUCCCCUCUCUCCUAAGUCCCGAUUACACUUACUAACUGCAGUCCUUUUUGCUGUUUGCCCUCUGCUGUCCAGGGGAGCACAAUGGAGCAUGGUUUAGUUCAGUGCAGUAAGAUGAGCAUUUAGUCAUGUCUAAUUUCUCCUGUCCUGGAAACUCUGUGAGGGCAGCACCAUAUCUUAUACUUUGUAUUGGACAAUGCCUAGCACAGGACUAGGCACAGUAGGCACGCAAUAAAGAUUUAUGGACAAACUGA
Molecule: messenger RNA, 1978 nt
Organism: Sus scrofa (pig)
Lineage: Eukaryota; Metazoa; Chordata; Mammalia; Artiodactyla; Suidae
Gene: KAZALD1
Product: Kazal type serine peptidase inhibitor domain 1
Biological process (GO): regulation of signal transduction; regulation of cell growth
Cellular component (GO): extracellular region
Molecular function (GO): insulin-like growth factor binding
Source: RefSeq, marked provisional